UUCUCCCAAGAAUACAUUUGAAUUUGAAUUCUUCACAUCCCCUUUGAUGGCUGAUGACCAAAAUCCUUUCUGAUUUGAACCCAAAUACUCCUCUAUUGAUAAUAUUCAAAAUCCCGAGAUUCCUCAAUAUGAAAUAAUUGGCACCUCAAAAGCUUUAGAAGCUCAUAGAGUUGGGGAUUCUGAUUCAUUGUUUGGGGUUUCUGAAGAUUUUACUGAGAGAGAUACUCAAAAGAAGGAGACUCAUCAUAUUUUAGAGUCAAAAGAUUGCUCUAAUAUAUUAGUAAAGGAGAAAACUCAUAAUGCUGAAGAUUCCUAUGCACAGAUAUCUGAGAUUCCUCUGACUAAGCUCUCUUGGCCCAAACCAGCUAGUAAAGAGGUCAACCAGAAAUCAAACAAAAAUUCCUUCACGAGAUGGGGCAAGAAGGAAGACAAGGUGUUAUUCAGAAAGAUUCGAGAAAUGGAGAAAGAAGGGAUUUUUGCACUUGAUGAACUCCUUAGGCUUGAUCCAAACACUGAUCUAAUUCAUCAGAAAGGAUUACAAGAACUUUGAGAGAGAUCUGGCUGGUUAAAGGCUUCUCCAGAAAAGCUCAUAGCGAGAAUUCAGAAAAUAUCUAAAUUUGAGUUUUCAUUUAGAGAAAUUAAGAAUUUGAAGAAGAUCUUAAGAAGAGACUACAAAUAUCAGAAUAUCGACUAUGAAAAAGUAAUUGAUGAAUUCCCGGGCAAAACAAUGGCAGCCCUCCAAAGCUUAUGAAUGAAUCUAAAAGAGUCUUAUUUUCAGAAGAACUUGACUGUAUUUAGGAAGGAUCAUAACAAGUCCACUCAAAAAGAUUCCUAA
Moneuplotes crassus is the source of this 835-nucleotide messenger RNA. NCBI's taxonomy places the organism in Eukaryota, Ciliophora, Spirotrichea, Euplotida, Euplotidae. The record is from the annotation of a GenBank genome assembly.